GGGACCCGCUCUGCCCUGCCAGAGGCAGACAUGGUAUCCCUGCUGCUGCUGCCCCUGCUGUGGGGAGGGUCCCUGCAGCAGCAGCCUGGCUAUGAGCUCCAAGUGCAGGAAUCGGUGACCAUGCAGGAGGGUCUGUGCUUCCACGUGCCCUGCUCCUUCUCCUACCCCUCAUCUUUAUGGACUUCCUCUAGUGUGGUCUUCCUCUACUUGUACCGGGACGGGGACAACACAGACUAUGAUGCUGCUGUGACCUCAAACAACCCAAAUAAAGGAAAAAAGAGUGAGACCCUCGGCCGAUUUCAUCUGACAAGAUCCUGGAAAAAUGACUGUUCCCUGCAAAUCAGAGAUGCCAGGAGGAGUGACGCAGGACGCUACUUCUUCCAAGUGGAGAUAAGAAAUCCUGGAUAUAAUUACGGAGUAUAUUACUUCCAAGGAUAUAGUUACCAAGAUAAGAUGAUGGAUUUUCAGGUGACAGCCCUGAUAGAGAAACCCCACAUCCGGAUGAGGGAGCCGUUGGAGUCCAGCCGCCUCUCACAGCUGGCCUGCAGCCUGCCAGGGGCCUGCGAAGGGGGACGACCUCUCACCUUCUCCUGGGAGGGAGCCGCUGUGGACUCACUGAACCUCCAGACCCUCCGCUCCUCAGUGCUCACCUUCACCCCGAGGCCCCGGGACCAUGGCACCAACCUCACCUGGCAGGUGAAACGGGAAGGAUCUUCGGUGGCCACACAGAGAACCAUCCAGCUCAAUGUCUCCUAUGCCCCAGGGAACCUCACCAUAGGCGUCUCCUUCAGAAAUGACACAG
This is a messenger RNA of Myotis davidii, 802 nucleotides long. RefSeq names its product sialic acid-binding Ig-like lectin 14. The transcript is spliced from 4 exons. NCBI's taxonomy places the organism in Eukaryota, Metazoa, Chordata, Mammalia, Chiroptera, Vespertilionidae. The record is from RefSeq and is a predicted model, not a curated record. Gene Ontology annotation, biological process: cell adhesion. Gene Ontology annotation, cellular component: plasma membrane. Gene Ontology annotation, molecular function: sialic acid binding. The annotation marks the transcript as partial.